UCACAGUGAACGUGCAACCGUAAACAGAAGAAAGCGGAAACAAAAGAGGAUUUAUAGAAACAUAAACACAUCUCGAUUUAUCCAAGUACUCAGGGAGUAAAAUACAGCCAUUGAUUUCGCCAGCAAUAACACUGAACCUGAAAAUAAAGAGCGUGUCGACGUGAGCUGAGGUGCUGCAUCAGUCAACAUGGCACUGAAAAGAAUACAGAAGGAGCUCCAAGACCUGCAGAGAGACCCUCCAGCACAGUGCUCUGCAGGACCAGUGGGGGACGAUUUGUUUCAUUGGCAGGCCACCAUAAUGGGUCCAGGUGACAGUCCGUACCAAGGAGGAGUAUUUUUUCUCACAAUCCACUUCCCUACUGAUUACCCGUUCAAGCCACCAAAAGUAGCGUUUACAACAAAGAUUUAUCACCCAAAUAUAAACAGCAACGGCAGUAUCUGUUUGGACAUUCUACGGUCACAGUGGUCUCCAGCACUAACAGUGUCUAAAGUUUUAUUGUCUAUAUGUUCACUGCUUUGUGAUCCAAACCCAGAUGAUCCCUUAGUUCCAGACAUAGCACACAUCUACAAGAAUGACAAAGACAAAUACAAUAAACUAGCAAAGGAAUGGACCCAGAAAUAUGCCAUGUGAAGACUCAUCUAAAAGAAACUCGCUGAGAAGUUUUCUUUUCCCUUCCUUUUUUAAAGUCAGAACACACUGUAAAUGAUAGCAUGGAAUCAUUUAAUAAUGUUAGGUAAAGUCCAUAAACCUGUACUGUCAUCAACAAUAUUAUUAUUAAUCAGAGACCAUAACAUUCACAAAUAAUGCAGGGGAUUUUUACUCUAGAGCAGAUAAGAAAAUUUGCCUGACUCCACGAAGCGUUAAUUUGUCCAUUAAACUUUGUCAUGUUCUUUCAUCAAGUACAUUUUAUUUAUAAAACAUUUAUAACAAACUAUGCCAUUGGCUGUUUUUUAAAUAAAACGUGGGAAAUGUA
Betta splendens (Siamese fighting fish) is the source of this 974-nucleotide messenger RNA. Its product is annotated as ubiquitin-conjugating enzyme E2 D4-like. Lineage: Eukaryota; Metazoa; Chordata; Actinopteri; Anabantiformes; Osphronemidae. Gene Ontology annotation, molecular function: ubiquitin conjugating enzyme activity. The transcript has 7 exons. Gene Ontology annotation, biological process: protein polyubiquitination; ubiquitin-dependent protein catabolic process. The record is from RefSeq and is a predicted model, not a curated record. Gene Ontology annotation, cellular component: nucleus. The coding region runs from base 188 to 631 and encodes 147 amino acids.